AGAUCAAUAACCACAUUCCCAUAUUUAAUAAUCCCUUUCUCUAAUCUCCCCAAUAUUUUCUUCAAUAAAAUCCCCUCAAACACAGAACCGUUGUGAUUUAUUUACUAAAAACACAAUUUUUUAUUUUGAGACAGAAAAAUCAAACACAUACCCACCCACCACUACUCCUUCUCCUUCUCUGUCCACGUGCGUUAUCUCAUGUCUGACAACGAUAAACUGGGAUCUCUUCCCAUUGGUACGUGUCAUCCACUCUCCCUGUCAGACUGUGGAUUUUCUCAACUGGGCCCCGUGCAUAUUCUAGCACAGUUCCGAGCUGAGGAGGUGCAAAAAGAUAUAUAGCGUUAGCAACUUUACAUCAUCAUCUUCUUCUUCUCCUUCUCCACCUUUUCUUAUAUAACGUUCUUUUAGACCCUUUAAUAACGUUACAAAAACCGCCGGCGCCGGAGAAAGUUCCGGCCAACUUACUGUCUCAGAAUGGGUGCAGCUGAGCCUGUGGCGGAGAGAGAGGAAGAAGAAGAAGUGAGAGAGAGAAAUGAGAGGAGAGAGGAAGAGGAGGAAGAAGCAGAGGAGGUGAGAGUGAAGGACUUGGAGAAAGGUGAGGUGGGUUUGGAAGAAAAAGUAGUUCGUGACAAUAUAAAUAAUGGAGAAGAGUUUCAGUUGUCAAUGAUGCAGAGGCUAAAUCCAACUAACCCUUUAAGGGUUUUGGUUCAAAAUAGUACCAGAGUUACUACUCCUUCUCCUUCUCAGUUUUCUCAGCAUUCAACUCAGCCUCGUUUUACUCCAACCCCACAACCAUCUAUAACAACACUUAACUCAAGAUCAUACACCAACAAAAUAUCUUUGUUUCUGUUCCUUGUGCAUAUGAUUAUUGCUAUUGGGCUAGUUGGGUUUCUUAUAUUUAAGGGAGUUCAAGGGAUUUUACAAGCAUCAGAUGUGAAAAGAAAAGAGAUGAAAGUUCUUAAGUUUUACCUACCACAAGUUGAAGCAGCAUCAUUUUUAAGCAUUACACUUGCAUUUGCUUGGCAAAAGGCAUUAAGAGAAUGGCCUAAAAUCAUGGUUCCUUUCAUAUUGUGGAGCUCAUUUGUGCUGUCAAUAUCUGCUGGAAUUCUCCUAAUUUGCUUCCAAAAACCUCCCACUGAUGGAAUUGGAGUCUGCUUCAUUGCCUUUGCAAUAGGCAAUGGCUUAUAUGCUUGCUGGGUAACCCAGAGAAUGGGAUUUUGCAGCAGAGUUUUGAUCAAAGCGCUCGAGCCUGUAUCGAAAUUCCCUGAUAUCAACCAUCCCAUUUAUUUGAUGCUUGGAGCUGGGUUUAUUUGGAUGUCUUUGUGGAUUUUAGCAGUGAUUGGAGCUCUUAAUUUCUACUUUCCUCCAUUGAUUAUAAUUCUAUUAGUACUAAGCUUGUGUUGGACUGCGGAAGUAAUGAGGAAUGUGGCUAAUAUAACAGUAAGUAGGGUGAUUGCUCUGUACUAUCUCAGAGGAAUGCAAUCAAAUACUCAGUUUUGCUUCCAAAGAGCCUUGACCAAGAAUCUUGGAAGUGCUUGUCUUGGAUCUCUCUUUGUGCCUACAAUCGAAGCACUGAGAGUAGUUGCCCGGGCGCUAAAUUUGCUCGAGGGCGAAGAUGAAUUCAUGUUCUCUUGUGCUCAUUGCUGCCUAAAUGUCAUGCAAUCCAUCUUCAGAUAUGGCAAUAGCUGGGCAUAUGUACAGAUAGCUGCAUAUGGAAAAGGUUUUGUGAGGGCAUCUCAAGACACAUGGGGACUCUUCGAAAGGCAAGAGAUCGUGCCUGUAGUUGACGCCGACAUGACCAGCUCGAUCUGCUUCCUCACCGGAGUAUGCAGCGGCUCCAUUUGUGUCAUCGUGGCAGCUGCUUGGACAGCCAGAGUUCACCAAAGUUUCACAGCAACCAUUUCACUUCUAGUCUUCUUCAUUGGAUACCUUAUGACCAGAAUUGCCAUGGCAGUGCCUCAUGCCUGUGUGGGCUGUUACUAUGUUUGCUAUGCUGAGAAUCCAGACAACAGGAUAUUCGACAAAACAAUCAAGGAUCGUCUCCAAAUGAUUCAAACGGGCCGCGAUGUGGUCGUGCCUACACCUCGAAAUCCACGCCGGUAUAAUAAUCCAACUUAAGAACACACAAGUAAGAGCCAAGUAAUGAGCAAGAGAGUGAAAGAUCUUGUUUUUUUUUUUGUCCUUGUGAUUGUAAAUACAUUAGGUUGUUUAGAUCAUGUCUUGUUCCAUAUCUUGGCUAGUAGUCUCAAUUGGGGUCCUGGGAUUGACCAAGCUUGAAGCUUUGUUGGUGGUGACAAUGGCAAUUUUGAAGUGAAAAAAAAAGUAGAGCCAAUAUAAGAAGGGAAUGGAAAGCCUAGUGUUAUACCACUAGACAAAGCUAUGAAAAAGAAAAACAAAUAACAAAAAACAAAAGGGUAUCUUAGCACUAAUGACCCCAUUAGUACAUUAUUGUAAUUGCACAUAUUUUUAGCAUAUUCCAUGCAGAAAAGUCCCUGAAUAAUUUAACUAUUUAUUAGUUUCUCUAGCUCAAUAAAUUAACACCUCACCAAAUAUUUUUGAUGUACCUUUAAUUAUUCAAUUCUAUGUGAUCUUGUAAGAAUCUCCACCAGUUUUGUUUGA
Humulus lupulus (European hop) is the source of this 2619-nucleotide messenger RNA. RefSeq names its product protein PNS1. Bases 475 to 2118 code for a protein of 547 amino acids. Gene Ontology annotation, cellular component: membrane. The record is from RefSeq and is a predicted model, not a curated record. Lineage: Eukaryota; Viridiplantae; Streptophyta; Magnoliopsida; Rosales; Cannabaceae. Gene Ontology annotation, biological process: transmembrane transport. Gene Ontology annotation, molecular function: transmembrane transporter activity. The transcript is spliced from 5 exons.